Messenger RNA from Boeremia exigua, 1010 nucleotides. RefSeq names its product IGR protein motif-domain-containing protein. Gene Ontology annotation, cellular component: mitochondrion. Bases 32 to 757 code for a protein of 241 amino acids. NCBI's taxonomy places the organism in Eukaryota, Fungi, Ascomycota, Dothideomycetes, Pleosporales, Didymellaceae. The record is from RefSeq and is a predicted model, not a curated record. The transcript has a single exon.
CGAUUCCGCACCACCAACAUCCACCGCCGCCAUGAUCCUCCGACGCCCGCUCGUCAGCGCCUCGGCCGCCGUCUCCCUCCCCCGGACGUGCGCGCGCCACCUCCAGCACUCGAUCCCCAUGCGGCCCAUCCCCAAACCAACACCCUUCAUCCCGGACGCCGCCUCCCUCCUGACCGCCAUCGGCCGCGGCCUGAGCGCGCACGCGGGCAAGAUCCCGUCGUGGGACGCGCUCUUCACGCUGACGUCGCCGCAACUCAAAGAACUGGGCGUGGAGCCCGCGCGGUCGCGGCGCUACCUACUACACUGGCGCGAGAAGUUCCGCAACGCCGAGUACGGCAUCGGCGGCGACUGCGCACACGUGGCCGACGGCGUCGCCGAGCUGGCCGUCGUCGAGGCCCCCGUGCAGCCCAACCCCGCGCUCGGCAACACCGUGAGUCCGCGCUCGGCGGCGGCAACCGCCACGCGGAACCCCGCUACGCGCCGCGUGGUCGUCAAUGUGCCUGCGGGCGGCGCCGCGAGCGCGGAGCUGCAGCCCGUUAGCGGGGUGCUGGUGCAGGGCGCGCGCACGAUCAAGGGGAGCUAUGUCGAGCCGAUUAAGGGCGAGGGGAUGCGCGCGCGCAUCAGGCUGCAGGAGGGCAUGUGGGAGGAGAGGCGCGGGCACAAGGUCGACGGUGGAGAGCGGCGGAGAGCCAUGGUGCGCGCGAAGCGGCUGGCGGCGGAGAACAAGGAGAAGCGGGAGAAGGGUGAGAAGAGGUAGGGUGUACCCUACAGGAUGUAUUGAAUUGAUUGGAAUUGUACUAUUGGAAUUGUACUAUAUGUGCCUGAGGCACGGAGCGCCGUCGAGUCUGGUAUUGGUGAUCAACGCGAUGCGUGGAGGGUCAACAGAGUAACGCAGACUAUCCAUUCUCCAUCGCGAGUCCCGUCCUAUCCCGAGUCUCCCGCCCAAAAGAGCCAGCACCACAUCCCUACCGGUUCCACAUUCGCACCUCCUCACCUCUUCAAACCACCUU